Molecule: messenger RNA, 2537 nt
Organism: Polyodon spathula (Mississippi paddlefish)
Lineage: Eukaryota; Metazoa; Chordata; Actinopteri; Acipenseriformes; Polyodontidae
Product: UMP-CMP kinase-like
Exons: 6
Coding region: 108-773 (221 amino acids)
Biological process (GO): UDP biosynthetic process; CDP biosynthetic process; 'de novo' pyrimidine nucleobase biosynthetic process
Cellular component (GO): cytoplasm; nucleus
Molecular function (GO): UMP kinase activity; ATP binding
Source: RefSeq, a predicted model, not a curated record
AAUAUCAUAACCGCCUUCCUAGCGUCACUGCCCCUGUCUUCCCCUAACAGCCAGGGAGAAACCCAUACACAGCAGCUGCCCCGGAUCUCUCCGGCGCUUCCCGGUGCAUGCUUUACCGACUGCUGAGCUGUGCAACCCGGACAGCGACGGCCUCGGCUUUUUACCGCCUGCCUGCUCUCAUAAUGCAGCCGCUCGUUUACUUCGUUCUCGGGGGCCCUGGAGCCGGGAAAGGCACCCAGUGCGCCAAAAUCGUGGAGAAAUACGGCUACACCCACCUGUCAGCUGGAGACCUGUUGAGAGCGGAGCGGGGGAGGCCGGGCUCGGAGUUCGGAGAGCUCAUUGAGAACUACAUCCGGGACGGAAAGAUCGUGCCAGUGGAGAUCACAAUCAGCCUGCUGCAGAGGGCCAUGGAGGAGACGAUGAAGUUGAACGAGGAGAACAAGAAGUUCCUGAUCGAUGGCUUCCCCAGGAACGAGGACAACCUGCAGGGCUGGAACAGGACCAUGGACGGCAAGGCGGACGUGAAAUUCGUGCUCUUCUUCGACUGCUGCAACGAGGUGUGCAUCGACAGGUGCUUGGAGAGGGGGAAGAGCAGUGGCCGAAGUGAUGACAACAGAGAAAGUCUGUUAAAAAGGGUUGAGACGUAUGUUCAGUCCACCAAACCCAUUAUAGAGCUGUAUGAAAAGCAGGGCAAGGUCCGUACCAUCGACGCCUCCAAGACUGUGGAUAAAGUCUUUGCUGAUGUACAGAAAAUCUUUGACAAGGAAGGAUAAAGCCUGAAGGAGAGAACCAGCCUUUGAAAACUAUAAACCAAACUGAUGGAACAUUCUCUUUUUUUUCUUCUCUUUUUAUAUAUAAAUAUUUUAUUUUUACUUGAUGGAAUAAAUCUGUUUUUAAUGUUUUAUGGAGGUAACUGAGAUCUGUGAGAAACUGGACAAAAUAAAUAAAUGUAGCUUUGGGGCAGAGUAAGAAAUGUGCACGGGGUGAGGAAAGCCUUUCUACUGUUUGGGCUCACCCAGGGGCAGACUGCUCUGGAAACAUGUUGUACGCUGCAGACCGCACCAUGUUUAAUUGCACUGCCUGUUGGGGUUAAAGACUCCCUUGGCAGUGGCCUGACCAAAGGACCAAAUCGGCUACCUUCCACAGUCACUGCUCUUGUGCCAUAUAGGUGCUUAGCCUUUUUUAAUCAAAGUGAUCAAAUCGUUAACAGGCAGCUGUUGAUGGGUCUGGGGUUUGCACAGAUUGCCAUUUCUUCUAAUUGUAGUAGUCACAGUCUGACAAACGUAGGUUACUGCUGUGCACAGAAGUGGCAGCUGUUUACAUGAGGAGUUUGUCUUGAUUAGGGCUCUAUAACCUUGGGGUGUGUUCACUGCCUUUAAGCCAGAUUCCAGGUUGUAGUCCAUGCAUAACAAGCUUUCACUUUCUCUCAUUAAUAUUAUUACUGUAGUUAUAUACAUGUUUAAAUCAGGAUUUCACUUUGCAGUUGCAUUUGGUUUCUGUACCAGCUUUAUGCAGAUCUCAGAGAAAGAGGGCAGGAAUGAAUUGGGAGUCCUAUGGUAUCCUCGGACGUGGUGUGUAUUUUAUUUAUUGGAGUGUUUCUCUUGACGUAUCCUCUCGUUUCCAAGAGAGGCCUGUGAGAGAGCCUUGCCCAGGCAGCAAGAUGCAUCUGUACUGGACGUCUGCGCUGGCUGCAUGUCCUUUUAGAAUUAAGAACACAAAAUGAGUAUAGAACAGAUGAGAUGGUGCGUAUUGAGGGAAAUUCAUUUUCUGAAUUCUGAAAUUGUCAUGUAAAUUGCUUGGGAACUCCCAUAGGAAUGGUAUUAGGUUAGGAAUACAAUGGAUGCACUAUAGUGUCAUGGUAAACCAGAGUCUGAAUGAACUCCAGAUGGCUGGAAAGGCAUUUCAGUUUGGUGCACCAAUCCCCUUAGGUGGGAUAUAUAGGAAUUUCCUGGGUUAGAACGGCAUAGGAAUGGGUGAGCGGAGGUUUAUUGUGAAAUUAUCUCCUCUGCCGGCUGGAGAGCUUCAUUACAAAGUUACUUGGAUCUGUUGGAUCUCUGUUCAACAACCCAGCUUUGGCUAACGGUGGUGUAAGGGUUGUGGAAGAGGAAGUCUGAGUUUUGUUUACUAACCGUGAUAAACUGCAGUGACUCAGUCUGGUGCCGCACUUCAGUGGAUCUUCAAGCCUUUGGUAAUUAGACCAUUCUAGUUCACCUCCCCUUCUAUAGAUCCUCUUCACAUUUCGAUUGUUUCUAAAUGAAGUCCCUGCUCACCCUGACGCCCAGUCCUCUCCCCACAUCCGCAGCUCGUCGAGUCUCUGAAGCGGGACACUGGUUGUUCCGCAUCCUUAAACUGCCACCGCGUGUUCUCUGCUCGUGUUUGCUUGUAUUUCUGCUGCUUUGGUAAGGUACUGUUUGCUAUUAAAGACAAAUAUGCAUUUCUCAUACAAUCAUGGGGAGAAAGGACCAGUUUGUUUUUAACUUAAUGUGUUUUAGCCAAGAAAGUCUCAUUUUAAAACAAAUAAAGCCAUCUUGACUUUU